This is a messenger RNA of Trematomus bernacchii (emerald rockcod), 1858 nucleotides long. It is a transcript of the gene bmp2b, whose product is annotated as bone morphogenetic protein 2b. Gene Ontology annotation, molecular function: cytokine activity; growth factor activity; BMP receptor binding. The coding region runs from base 426 to 1685 and encodes 419 amino acids. Gene Ontology annotation, biological process: SMAD protein signal transduction; negative regulation of transcription by RNA polymerase II; BMP signaling pathway. The transcript is spliced from 3 exons. Lineage: Eukaryota; Metazoa; Chordata; Actinopteri; Perciformes; Nototheniidae. Gene Ontology annotation, cellular component: extracellular region. The record is from RefSeq and is a predicted model, not a curated record.
CAAUUCAACCACUACGCUGUGGCGCACAGAGCAGAGGCGACGCGCUCGAAGCAACAAGGUCCAAGGAGCGACACUCCGGUGCGCUCAUCUCUCCUGAAGCCAGCUCAACUUUUGUCUCAGAGAGCUGUUCUCUUUUGAAGAUGUUCAACCAAGACGCGUUAUACUUAGAUCGGUCCUGCCUACGCGAAGCCGCUUCCUCAUAGACUUAACAUAGUUUUUUGUUUCUUCUUUCCGCGCUGACCAAGACCUAACCCGAAUUGCAGCUGGUGAGAAUAUGUGCGAGAGAUCGGCGAACGGCAUGGGCUGUCUUUGGUCCCUCAAGGAGAAGCAGCGUGGAUUAAACACGAAUUAAUGUGGAAUUUAUCGGAGCCCCAAGGUGGAACGACGACCGGACACAGCGCUUCUUCGUCAGGGACUGACUGAUCAUGCUCGGCUUGGUCCGCUCUCUCAUGGUACUGCUGCUCGCUGAAGUGUUGCUGGAAGGAGCUACGGGACUUAUCCCCGAGGUCGGCCGGAGGAAAUACAGCGAAUCCGGGAAGCAGACCCCAGAGCGGUCGGAGAGCUUCCUCAACGAGUUUGAGCUUCGGCUUCUCAAUAUGUUUGGACUGAGGCGCAAGCCGACCCCGAGCAAGCAAGCAGUGGUGCCGCAGUACAUGGUGGACCUUUACCGCAUGCACUCAGCAAACGGAGACCACAGCACCAAACGGCCCAAGAGCAUGGGGAAACACGCAGAGAGAGCCGCCAGCAAGGCCAACACGAUUAGAAGCUUUCACCAUGAAGAAUCUAUGGAGGCCCUGGCCAGGCUGAAAGGCAAAACGACCCAGCAGUUCUUCUUCAACCUCACUACAAUCCCUGAUGAGGAGCUCAUCACCUCUGCAGAGCUCCGCGUCUACAGGGAUCAGGUCAUGGGAGCUGCAUCGCCCAACAGCAACAGCUCCAGAAACAGCAGCGCGACUGCAGGUGGCCUCCAUCGUAUCAACAUUUUUGAGCUAUUCGGAGUUCCUGCCACUGAAGGUAGGGAACCUCUGGCUCGUCUGCUGGACACUCGGCUUGUGCAGGACUCUUUGAGCCGCUGGGAGAGCUUUGACGUCAGCCCCGCUGUGUCCCAGUGGACCUCUGGGAAAGGUCACAACCAUGGAUUCAUGGUGGAGGUGCUUCACCCAGAGGAGGGGGACAUGGAAGGGAAGCAUAGCAGGAAGCCUAGUAGGCAUGUCAGGGUGAGCCGGUCCCUGCAGCAGGACCAGGACUCGUGGCCUCAGGCCCGGCCUCUGCUGGUGACGUAUGGUCAUGACGGCCGCGGUGACUCUGUACUUCACACACGGGAAAAACGUCAGGCGGCACUCCGCAAACAGCGCAGGAAGCACCAGCACAAGGCCAGCUGCAAGAGGCAUGCCCUGUAUGUGGACUUCAGUGAUGUGGGUUGGAACGAGUGGAUAGUGGCGCCCCCUGGCUACGCCGCCUUUUAUUGCCAAGGGGAAUGUCCGUUCCCACUGGCAGACCACCUCAAUUCUACCAAUCACGCCAUUGUUCAGACGCUGGUCAACUCAGUCAACUCGAACAUCCCCAGAGCCUGUUGCGUACCCACUGACCUCAGCCCCAUCUCCCUGCUCUACCUGGAUGAAUACGAGAAAGUCAUCCUGAAAAACUACCAGGAUAUGGUGGUGGAGGGCUGUGGUUGCCGGUGAGAGACUGACAGUGGUAUGAAUAGAAAGAGAAAGUGGACAAAGAGACUGAAAGAGACAUCAGAGGUUAUUAUGGACACCCGGUUUCCCAAUGAAGACGUUUAUUUAUAUGAAAGACAAACAGAGCUAUUGUGGAAGAAGAAAACUAUAUAUGAAUAUAUUUAUGUCUACGUAAA